CUUAUCCCCCCUCCGCUCCACCUGCGCCCCACAUACGACGACGACACACCUCUUCCCCAAUUCCAGCGUCCCACCACUAAUCUCUCCCUCGCCGCCGCCCAAUCCUUCACCCCCUCGCCGCCCUCCAUACCAUCCGCCACCGGCCGGGGCGGCGCAUCUCCGAUCCGACGUCUCCACGCUCUAAGCGGCGGCAGUCUGCUUGGCUCACCACCCAGGCGUGAACAACACAUACGUCUAAUGGCGCCGCAGCUCCUGGGCUACUACUGGGUCUCCUCCUGGCCCCGGCUCCCGCAAGUUCCCCCGUGGCCCUGCUCCUCCCACUUCCAGCGUCGCAGGGUGCUGCGCCUCGCGCCGCCCCUCCGCCGUGCCGGCGCCAUCAGGGUGGUCGCAGACGCCGAACCGGCGCUUGCCCUGGACCGCGGCCACGGGGCGGUGGAGAUCCAGUUCCCAACGGAGGAGGAGGGCACUGCGGGUAAUGAGGAAGACGACGAGGCAGUGGACGAGCGGGAGAAGAUGAGGCGGAUGCGGAUAUCGCAGGCCAACAAGGGGAACACGCCGUGGAACAAGGGCAGGAAGCACAGCCCAGAGACACUCCAGCGGAUCCGUGAGAGGACCAGGCUUGCCAUGCAGGACCCCAAGGUUAAGAAAAAGUUGAUGAAUCUUGGACAUGCUCAAAGCGAAGAGACCAAAAUAAAGAUAUCAUUGGGUGUGAGGCGAGGUUGGUGCUUGCGUCUACAGAAGCUAAUGGUUCAGGAUGGCUGCUUUGUGGAGUGGCGCGACAUGAUAGCAGAUGCAGCUAAGAAGGGCUUUGCUGGUGGAGUUCCCUUCCAAUGGAAUUCACAUAAAAUAUUGACUGAGCAACUGCGGCAGGAGUGGUUAGAGAAACUCCAGAAAAGAAGAUCAAUGCCUAGGCCGACGGGUAAUAGAAGAGCGCCAAAAUCUCCUGAGCAGAGGAGGAAAAUUGCAGAAGCCAUUGCUGCAAAGUGGUUGGAUCAAGAAUACCGCGAUCGUGUUUGCAAUGCAAUUAAUAGCUACCAUGGAACUUCUGCUGGAUCUAAAGUACCGCGGAAACCAAGAACUCCUAGAGAACCAGGCGCAAAGAGUGAAGCUGUGAAAAGGAAACCUUUAAAAAACCGAGCUGUCAGCUUGGAGGAUGUACACGUAAAAACUGCACCUGUUAAGAGAAAGAAAAGUACAACUCCUUACAAAGAUCCAAUGGCUGGUGAGAAACUAGAGAUGAUAACGAAGAUUCGAGCCCAAAGGACAUCACUGGAAAUAGAAAAGAAAGAGGCUAUUAAAAGAGCCAGGUCGCUCAUUGUAGAAGCCGAAAAAGCUGCAGAUGCUCUUGAGACUGUUGCAGCCACAAAUCCUUUUGCGCAAGCAUCACUUAUAGAAGCUAGAAAGCUUGUUACAGAGGCAAGAAUAUCGCUCGAGUGUAUUGAUGAUGAUGAAGGGCCUGCAGAAAGUUCUUCAGAUGACACAUCAGAUGAAUCAGGUGUAUCAGAACGGCACAACUACAACCUGGAGAAUCAUAAUAACGUGAAUCAGCAAGAGAAUAAACCUGUAAAUGGCAUGAAACUUCCUCCAAGCAAUGUUAAUGGCAUGGAUUUUUAUUUUGAUGUGUCUGCACUCGGGGAAACGGAACAACUCAGUGUUUACCAAAGAAUAGAGAACUCCAUGGAAAGAGCUUAUUUACUUCCUUCAGCUUCUUCGACAGCUCAAGAUGUGAACGGAAAACUUGGAACAAAUUAUCUAUAUCUCAGUCAAUCAUUGGCCAACAAUGACCAGAUCGACCAGAUUGCAGCAGAAACAACAGAUGAUUUUUCUGCAGAGCCACCAGAAGAUGUGUCCUCACCUGGGAGUAAGUCUAAGAUGAGAUGGGUACGUGGAAGAUUAGUUGAAAUAGAAGAAUAAAUUAGGAAGGCUGAGCAGUUGAAGUCUCCAAAGACAUCAGCACCGACAAUUCAGUAUAUUGCUUGCUUCAGAUUUGCUUCCAUUUUGUAAGUUUGUUCAGUGUGCAGCAUGUGAAAUGCAAUGUUUGCAAGGAGACACUCACUUUCAUUCAACUGGCUUGGAUGGGAUUGAUUGGAGAACGUUAAUUUUGGUAUAUUCGAUCCUGGAAGAUGGAUGAGCAUAUCAGGAAAGCUGCCUUCUGAGGUGAGAGUUGUAAUUAGUAGUUGGGACUUUAGAUAUUGCCAACGGAUGUUUAGUGAGCAUUAGGAAAAAUCUAAUCUAAAUCAUGAUUUGGACAAUGUAUUUAUAUCGGAUUAGAAUAUUAUGUAGCUAUCACUGACAGUAUAGCUGCUGGCCUUAGUAAUUUGAUUUUUUUUUUCGAAA
Lolium perenne is the source of this 2337-nucleotide messenger RNA. RefSeq lists its product as uncharacterized. The record is from RefSeq and is a predicted model, not a curated record. Gene Ontology annotation, molecular function: DNA binding. NCBI's taxonomy places the organism in Eukaryota, Viridiplantae, Streptophyta, Magnoliopsida, Poales, Poaceae.